Molecule: messenger RNA, 957 nt
Organism: Neurospora tetraspora
Lineage: Eukaryota; Fungi; Ascomycota; Sordariomycetes; Sordariales; Sordariaceae
Exons: 2
Coding region: 266-865 (199 amino acids)
Source: RefSeq, a predicted model, not a curated record
CACAACCUACUUUCUCGUCGGAACUGCGGUUGCUGGGAGUGGACUGGCUGCUCCGCUGGUAGGCUCUCGCCAGGCCGACAUUUGCGCCCCGGUACCGUCUCCGUUUCCGACAUGGCAACAACUUCCGACCCAGCUGUCUCUCCCGGACCCGCUGCUCCCCCUCAAGUACACCACCACGGAUAACGUCAAGGAUAUUCUGGUUGGGAAGGGUUCGAACCGCGUCCAAACACCUGAGCAAUGAUACAAGUGCCGACAGCCCGAAAUCAUGCAACUGCUACAGGAGUACCAGCAUGGUUACUACCCGAACCAUUCCCAAGAAAAGGUGGAAGCUACUCGUAGCGGCAACACGAUCAACAUUGCGGUCACAGCGGGCGGGAAGACGGGCAAGUUUAAGGCCACGAUCUCGUCGCCGUCUGGGGCGUCGGCAUCGAAGAAGGCACCGGUUGUGAUCAACAUUGGCGGCAUGCAGAACCAGCCGUAUUUGAGUGCGGGGAUUGCAAUUGCACAGUUCGAUUAUACGUCGGUGGCGCCGGACAGUAACUCGAAGACCGGGGCGUUUUGGGACAUCUACAAGGGGAGAGAAAUUGGCGUCCUGACGGCCUGGGCCUGGGGUUUCCACCGGACACUCAAUGCGCUGAACAUAACUGUCCCCGAAAUCGGCGCCAGCCGGGUCGGCGUGACGGGAUGUUCCCGCUUGGGCAAGGGUGCUCUUGCAGCCGGCCUCUUUGACAGCCGCAUCACGCUGACGAUGCCCAUGUCGUCCGGGGUGCAAGGACUCGGACCAUACCGAUAUAUCGGAUUUGGCGGACGGGGCGAGAAUCUGGAGAACAGCAAGUCCCCUCGAAUCCUGUUGCUGUGGUCAUGACAUUGCUGACAAUAUGCUCCAGUUCCUCGGUGUUGCCGUUUGUGCAAAAGGUCUUCUUCGGAACUCCGACGACCAAGGACUACAACAAUCUU